Molecule: messenger RNA, 1170 nt
Organism: Sinocyclocheilus anshuiensis
Lineage: Eukaryota; Metazoa; Chordata; Actinopteri; Cypriniformes; Cyprinidae
Product: olfactory receptor 2T2-like
Exons: 2
Coding region: 76-1170 (364 amino acids)
Biological process (GO): detection of chemical stimulus involved in sensory perception of smell
Cellular component (GO): membrane
Molecular function (GO): olfactory receptor activity; odorant binding
Source: RefSeq, a predicted model, not a curated record
CUGAAGAGGAAGGUGAUUCUAAGAAUGAAUAUGAUUUAUUAAUCAAGUUCCAGUAACAAGUGACAGAUUAAAAAAAUGACUAACACCAGUGAUCGGAUGGAUUUGGCUUUUGUGCUUCAAACAGGGUUCACUAGCGCCAAUCUAGCUGAUAACAAUAGACUUUUGGAGACUGUAAAAGCAUUUGUCCACUUUGGAGCUUUCAUUGUCACUGGUCUCUUUACCUGCCUCAUCAUAGCGACAGUGUGGCACAACCAGGGGCUGCGUCAGAACCCUCGCUAUCUUAUGUUGUGUCAGCACUGUGUCUGUGUGACCGGCUUCAACAUAAUGGGUGCAGUCGUACACAGCCUUCGCAGCCUACGUUGGCCAAUCUCUCGAAUCACCUGUUGGAUCCUCUUCGACCUGCAGGUGGUGAUGGCACGAGGUUUGAUGAUCACCCUCACACUGAUGUCCAUCAGCACUUGUCUGUCCAUUUGCAUGCCACUCCACUACCCCAUUCUGGUCCAGCGCUUGCACCGCUGGGUUGCAUUGGUAGCUUGCAUUCUCACCCUGCUCAACCCCGUAGUGUUCACUGUCCUAGCCUGUGUGCGCUUUCCGUGGGACUACGUGGUAGGGCUGGACACCGAGUGCUCUACGGCAUUGGAGGGCACUGCAUGCAUCGCCAGCGCUUUAGCAUUGCUGUUAUUGCUGGUGCUGCUUAUUAUCAUAAGCUACAUGGCGAUUUACCUGGAAGGCAGACGUGCUGGCCAUUUCAAGCGAUCCAACAGUAAAGGCCGCCGCACCAUUCUCAUCCACAGUCUGCAGAUGAGCCUGCACAUUCUUCCCUCUCUCAUCAUCAUUUCCCGGCAUCAGGAGGCACUCCCCAUAGCAGUGUCGAUUUUCAUCCUCUUCAGUUUUGCGCAGUCCCUGAGCCCUGUGGUGUUCGGCCUGUGCUGCAAAGAGCUCUAUAAGGAGAUGCCACAAUUUCUGCCAUGCUUCUGGGGAACCUGUGGCAGCUGUGGUCACAUUGGGAGCAUGGAGAGCACCAGUACUGGGACAAUAACCAGUGCGAAGACUGCCAUCAGCAUAGAGACUAACGCCUCCACCUGUAAGGCCACCAGCAUCCCAUCUGUCAUUACCACAGAGCAUGAGGGCGAGAAUGAGAGCUCAGACUUCACCGAGUUAACUGUAUAA